Molecule: messenger RNA, 1534 nt
Organism: Boeremia exigua
Lineage: Eukaryota; Fungi; Ascomycota; Dothideomycetes; Pleosporales; Didymellaceae
Product: Inositolphosphorylceramide synthase subunit Kei1-domain-containing protein
Exons: 3
Coding region: 334-1320 (328 amino acids)
Biological process (GO): inositol phosphoceramide metabolic process
Cellular component (GO): inositol phosphoceramide synthase complex; Golgi membrane
Molecular function (GO): inositol phosphoceramide synthase regulator activity
Source: RefSeq, a predicted model, not a curated record
AAGAAGAAGAGAUUGGACAGGAGGGACCUUUCUUCUACAUGGAGACACACCAGCUAUUUCCUGACUGAUUGGAGAUUUAGAUUCGAAAUUCAAAUUCGAGAUUCGAGAUUCAGAUUGACUGACGUCUGAGGCGCAAGGUUCGAGGAUGGCUAGCGCCGUUCAGCCCUGCGAGGAGGCUUGGCCCCGGGCCCCUGCGGAAGCGGACUGAAUUAAGGCCGCGAUGUCAGACUUCGUCGGUGAGAGCAACAACACGCUGCGGUUUUAUUAGUAGAGCAUACUUCUUCGCACGCUCGUCUCCUCUGAUCUCUGUCUCGCGCUCUCCGACUCGCCGCCAUGAUGGCGCCCUCCCACAUCCUCGAGAUCCCGCGCCCGCGGACGUUCCUCCAGAAGAUGUCGCUACGCACCGGUGCCGAGAUCAUCACCUACCUGCAGGUCAUCAACAAGGCCUCGGGCGUGUACGGCCUGCUCGCCAUCAUCACCGGCGCCGCCAUCGACGGCUUCCAGCUCUCCAUGUACAUCUACUCGACCCUCGCCCUCAUCGCCACGGCCUUUCUCUACCGCCACAUCCGCCUGCAGAGCCCCUUUGAGACCGUCCUGCUGGCCCACCUCUAUGCCCUCGACUCGGUCAUCAACGCGCUGUACACGGCCUUCUUCGGCAUCGCCUGGUUCUACGUCCUCGCCGCACACCCCGAGGAGGUCGCUGUCCCCGGCUCGCACGGCAUCUCCGACACCGCCGGCUUCACGAGCCCCAAGCACAACGUCUCUGAGGUCGACGUCGUUGCUGCGCCUACUGGCGGCAUCGCAGGCGGCCAGACCGCUGUCGCUGGCGGCCUCCCUCAAGACGGCGCGCCUGGCGUCGGUGUUGGUCUCGGCAACGCCGUGUUCCAGAGCAGCAGCAUCAUGAGCAUCUCGCUGAUCGCCAGCUUCUGGGCUCUGCGCGUGUACUUUGUCUUCGUGAUGCUGGCGUUCGCGCGCAAGUCGCUGCGCCAGCACAUCGCCGCCAACGCCGCCUCCGCCGGGUGGUACAGUUCCAACGACAUGCAGACCACCGCCACCGACCUCGCUGAGAACCCGUUCGCCGAGGGCAAGGAGCAGGGCGACGGCUGGAGGGGCAAGCUCGGCCGCGUCAUGCUCAGUGGCGCGCCCAAGUACUGGCUCGGCGCGGACGGUGAGCACGAGUGGCAGCACUCCGUCGGCGGCAAGUUCAAGAAGAACACACAGCUCGAGCAGCCCGUCGGCUUCAGCGAGCGUGAGAGGCGCCGCCGCAGCGGCACCGGACCGCCUGUCCCGCAGCUUGCCAACCUGCAGAUUGUGCGAUAGACUCGCUUCUGCAGACGGUUGCUGGGUGCAGGCGCGGAAGGCUGGUGAGCCAGCAGUAAUGACUAUAUAAUAUCGGUCCUGGCAUGGACGAGGUGCACUGUAUUAUACCUAGAGCUUGACAGGGCUGAGGAGGGCACUAGUCUCACUAGCCACGUGCACCGGUGCCCAUGGCUGUGUCAUAUGUCAGGGUCGCGAACGGCAUGAUACAAGACGA